CACGGUUUGGGUUGCUAUUUUAUCAUAGCUGACAUACGAAUAUUUGGAAAAAACAACAACAGCAAUAUAAACGAAGUACACUUAAUUAAAGUAUAGAAGGAAGUUUAUUUUAUCGUGUAAGAAGUCCAGAAAGCCAUUGUCAUGUCUUUGUCGACUACCACGGAAGAAACUUUUCCGACGCAAACCCCGGAAACGACAACAUCUGUUGAUAAAGACUAUGAGUACUGUGAGCGGGAGGUAUUUAAAUCGGGUGGACACCUUGUCAGCUCCUACUCACACUGGUUCCUCAUACCAUCAGUUUUAAUUUUGCUAGUGUUGGCAUUUCUUGAGAAAAGACAAUCGGCUAAGCUGGAACUGCUGGGUGGACGCCCUGGACUUCCAAGGCCUUUCAGUUUUCUGGAUGAACCCAGAAACAAAUGGGGCAUAGUGUUUGCGUUUGGGUCAGCAACUGCCAACCUUCUACAAGUUCUAAACAAGACAUUCAGUGCUGAAUUUCCAGUGUGGGCAAAGAUAUUUUUGGUGUACAUCCUUAGUCUGGAGACGAGCCUUAUCUGCUAUCCGUUGUUUGCCUGUAUUUCAUCUCGUUACAAACUUGUUGGUGCCAUAACCGGAGUUCUCUACUCAUCUGGAUGGCUAUCUUUCCAGCUGUUUCGCAUUGUAACUGUUGCUCGAUGCUAUACCAAGUACAAUGGGGUGGAAUCUGUGGACUUAGCAGGCGCAUCUAUUGCGAUGGAGCUUCCGAUAGUUCUGUUCAGUCUUCUAGUUGUCAUCAAGUUUGUAUGGAAGCUAGCCAAGUGUCUAAAGCAGAAGAAAUAUUCGAGGAGUCGAUCUGAGGAGGUUGGAAAGAAAUUGUGUAGAAAGUCUGAUCUGCUGCAUGUCAAGGCCCUGUUCCAUCCAAGAAGGUGUACAGAAGCUGAAAAGGCUGAAAAGACAAUGCCUUGUUGUACUAGUUGGUUCCGGAAGUUUGUUAAACCGUUCCCAGGUUUUAAAUUUCCCAUUGGCAUGCUCAUCACAACAUUCGUCUCAUGUAUUUUUAUAUACUGGUAUGUUAAUUUUUUAUUUAUUUUUUUAGUUUCUUUUUUUAAUAAUUUUAUUUCAGCUGCAAACAUGUUUGCCUGCCUGAUCACUGUACUCUGUGGACUAAGAAAUGUCCACCUUGUUCUCAUGAAUUACAAGCGAGAUAUGCUGUGCCUGUACAAGGGUGACAAGAGUUUCAUCCCUGCUGUAUUGAGGAAUUGCUCUCCAAACAUUUACAUGGCCCAGGGAAUGAGAUUUAUUGGAAACUCAAUCGUUGGAUCAUUUUGGGGGUCAGUAUUUGUGUAUGUUGUGGUCUACGUGCCAGUUGCCUUGAUGCUUCUGACGUUAAAAUAUUUGGAUGACAAAGACAAACUCCAUUUACUUUGGCCCCGUUUCGAGUGGUUGAUUUACCCAGCCUGUACCAUUCUAAUCUUCAAAAUACAGACUAUUCUAGUGGCCAAGUUCUUCAUGCAGCCAAAACUUGAGGAAAUAGACAAGUACAAACCAUUGGCCGUUAAUAACAGAACAGUGUACGAUGUCUUCAGUUUCUUCAUGUUGUUUCUCAAUGCAAGUAUCGGUCUUGUUCAGUACGUGAAGCGAAUCUUGUUCAGUGCUGUUCUCGGCGUUUUCCUGAUCCCUCGAAUGGAUAGAAGCCUUUACAUGCGGGGAUAUGAGACCAUGGAUAAAUGCUACACCAACUACAUAGGUAUGAUCCUAGUCGAUGUCGCCCACAAUCAUCCGGUCAUGCGAGUAUUCUGUCAUGUACUCAGUGAUGCUAUGGAAAGGACACGCAACAGGGCCACGGCCACCACAGAAUACCCACCUUAUGCAGAUGUCCGGCCAGAACAACAGGACAAAGAACUGAGCAUUGCUAAAAGAAGAUGGCUUCUAGCCUUUACUCUCGUUAGAAAUCCAGACUUACAGCAGCUACGAGUUCACGGCACGCAUAAUAUCAAGGAUGAUAACUCAGUGUAUGUCGAUGUUAGCGAUAUUACUGUUGUGGAUGCAGAAAAAAGUUCUGGAAUCAGUGACAACAUGGUCAUGGACACUUGGGGUUGUGUUUGUCGUUUUUGUAAGAAUUAUAAAUUUACGAUCCCACCAAAUAUUACCACUAACAUUAUGGCAGGCAUUGUAUUAUUUGCCAUACUGAUAAUCUAUUUUGGACUUCCGUUGAUUCUUAAAACAUUAUAUUAAAUCCAGCGUAAGAAAACGAUCUUGUUGGGAAUCAUAAUAUUGACCUCUAUUUAGUUGUAUUUUGUGUUGAAAUAGUUGCAUAAAUUUUCUUAUUAAGUCAAUGCCGGAAAGGGCAUGAAAACUAUUCGAAGAAAUCCUUUUUUGUCAGCAAUUAAUUUGUCACAUCUUAAUGUGUUGCCAUCGUUUUUUAUACGCAAGAAAGGCUGACCUAGAGAGUUACUAUUCUUUGUUGUUGUUGUUGAUUUCUCAUAUACAAAUACAUGCUAUAUUUCCUAAAAAUUUCCAAGGGGAUUUUGUUCAGAAAGCUAUGGGAAUUCAAAAUAAGCAAAUUGGAUUUUAAAUGUGUCUGAAUAUUUGUCAAAUAGAAUAUUAUAAUCUCUCUGGCAUGCAUGUACAUGUGUUUAACAAAGUUGUACAUGGUUGCAAUUUGGUAAAUUAAACAUAAUAAACAAUACUAGUUGUUUCGUUUAAUAAAUUGAAAAUUAUGUCACUUUUUAAAUUUUGCAAUCUUAAACUUGCAGUUCAAGGGCGUGUUACUUAACCAUUUCCUUUAUAUUCAGAAUGUUUGCAUUUAAAGUCUGUUAAGUUAUACUGUGUUUAAAAUCCAUUAUUAUUUAGCAAAAUCAUUUAUGAUAUGAAUCAAGAUCUGAAAAAGCUAUGCAGUUAUGUUACUUGUGUGCCAUACCAAUGUAAGUGUGAAUUUAUAUUUAAAUAAGGCAUUGUUUUAAUCGUAUUGUUGUUAAAAGCAAUUUGUUAUUGUGAUGACCUUGCCAUGUUUCAUACGACUUAUUAUGUACAUAUGUUACAGUGAUAAAAAUGUGUGUAGAAAGGCAAUUAAAUUUGAACAGGAAAACAGAACGUUGGCAUCACUUAUC
Molecule: messenger RNA, 3086 nt
Organism: Mya arenaria
Lineage: Eukaryota; Metazoa; Mollusca; Bivalvia; Myida; Myidae
Product: stimulated by retinoic acid gene 6 protein-like
Exons: 17
Coding region: 142-2211 (689 amino acids)
Biological process (GO): vitamin A import into cell
Cellular component (GO): plasma membrane
Molecular function (GO): retinol transmembrane transporter activity; signaling receptor activity
Source: RefSeq, a predicted model, not a curated record